Messenger RNA from Ambispora leptoticha, 1377 nucleotides. The record is from the annotation of a GenBank genome assembly. NCBI's taxonomy places the organism in Eukaryota, Fungi, Glomeromycota, Glomeromycetes, Archaeosporales, Ambisporaceae.
AUGUCUGCUGUACCAGAAACGACUCCAAAGUAUACUUAUACUCCCUUUCCGCAAUCAACUACCGUUCACCCGCUUCGACCCUAUUAUAAUCCUACCGAUGUGCAACACUUUUACACGCCUUCUUUAGGAAAUGCUACUAGUAAUUUGGACGAUAAAACCCAAAAACACGGACAAAUAAACGCAGACUCGGAAAAUGCUGUUAAAACCUUUGCGGGUUUUGCGACAUUAAAAUUCUUUAGCUCGGCUUUCUCAGAGCCUUUUGACGUGGCCAAAACUCUCUUACAAGUCCAAUAUUUGCCGAACGAAGACGUGGUACCACUUCCACCCGAAAUUGCACCUGAGUCUGAGGAAGAAUUAACGGAUGAUGAGGAAUUUUAUAAUGGACACCAACGCUCUACACAGCCACUAGCUACGGAAUCUCGAAGAAAUAGGUCCUCAGAUAAUCAAGGUUAUCUGGUGAACACUAAUGUUUAUGAUGAAGCAACACGGCCGAUUUAUAUGUUGCCACCUUUAGAGAAAGGGGUCUGGAAUACUAUACAACUGUUAACGAAACAUAAAACUGAAGGAUUUUUUUCACUCUGGAAAGGACAAUUGACGAAUUGGAUAUAUGAGAUGUCGCAUUUGUUUGUACAAUCAACCAUCGAAGGUGUCUUGAAUGAUGUCUUCGACUUGUAUGAUGAUACAAUUCCGCUGGUCUAUCUGGAUCGUGUCGGACCGAACAUUGCCACUCUUGUAGCGAGCCAUGUUUUUGCGGGGGUAAUUCUAAGUCCUUUGGAACUAGUAAAAACAAGAUUAAUAGUGCAAACAGCAUCUCCGCUGCACAAAAAAUAUAAUGGCACGUUCGAUUGUAUUCGCACUAUUAUUGCCGAAGAGGGAUUUACUUCUCUUUAUUGGUCCCACAAUCUUUUGCCAUCCAUUGUCUAUCAUGCGAUCAGCCCGCUAAUGGAAUGCACAAUUCCAUUAAUAAUCGAUCGUAUUUUUCAUAUUUCAUCCGCUGAUUCGCCGGUUUUAUAUGGCUUGGCACGUCUCGGAUUACACACUUUAAAAUUAUUAAUCACGUUACCAUUAGAGACGGUGCGUAAACGAUUACAAUGUCAGAUUCGCUCACGUACUCCAGGGAAACGAUUUGAGACCAUUGUACAGACACGUCAGGCACCUUAUCUCGGAAUACUUGAUUGUAUUUACCGAAUCAUUUUGGAAGAGGGUAUCAGUCAGCGAUAUGUUCCGAAUCAGAAAAGGCGACGACAACGAAGUUGGUUUGAUAAUUAUGGGAUUGGUAGUUUAUAUGCUGGAUUUGAGAUGCACUUUUUAAGCAGUUUUACUUUGUUUUUAUUUACGGCUGUUAAUGGUGUGGAAGAUGACUUUGAAGAUUUCUGA